Molecule: messenger RNA, 6596 nt
Organism: Megalops cyprinoides (Indo-Pacific tarpon)
Lineage: Eukaryota; Metazoa; Chordata; Actinopteri; Elopiformes; Megalopidae
Product: histone acetyltransferase KAT6B-like
Exons: 17
Coding region: 456-6557 (2033 amino acids)
Biological process (GO): nucleosome assembly; regulation of DNA-templated transcription
Cellular component (GO): nucleosome; MOZ/MORF histone acetyltransferase complex
Molecular function (GO): DNA binding; histone acetyltransferase activity
Source: RefSeq, a predicted model, not a curated record
UACUACUUUGUCACAGGCUGCUAUGUAGAUUAACCUUUCAAUUAGUUGUUAUCAGGUCCUUUCUGCCUCAGCGAGAGCUGUCGCGUGCGUUCAUUUAUUAAAUCACGUUAGCCACAAGAAAGCUUUUGGAUAUACUUCCUUUUUAUAUUUAUUCUUCAUCGUUUCAAGUAUUGCGUUUUGAAGAGAAGAGAUCCCGAAAACUUGACAAGGAUUCAGCUGAAGGACAUUUACAGAGCAAGGUUGUUUAGUGGAGGCAGUCCCAACCAUUGAGUAACUAUCUUCAGAUCUCCCUGAUCUGAAAUUUAAUUCAUCCUUACCAGGAAUUACAAGAAUGUCAUAUGUUAUGGUUGUCAGAUUAUUUUCAGAGUCCUUUUUGAACUAUGGAUGCAUUUAAUUUGUAAUAAGGAAAGGUAAAGCUAUAUGGAUCACUCUGUCCUGAAACAAAUUGUUCAAUCAUGGUAAAACUUGCAAACCCCUUGUACACGGAGUGGAUUCUUGAAGCAAUACAGAAGAUCAAAAGGCAAAAGCAAAGGCCUUCGGAAGAGAGAAUAUGCCAUGCUGUUGCAGGGUUGCAUGGACUAGACAAGAAGACGGUACUUGAGCAUUUGGAAUUAAGUGUUCAUGAUGGCUCCAUCCUCAAGGUUACAAAUAAGGGGUGUGCAUCGUAUAAAGACCCUGACAACCCUGGGCGAAUAGCAUCUGUCAAAUCUGGAGGCAUUUCUGUGCCUCUUAAAGGAUCUGCAUGGAGCUCAGUUGACCUGCGUCAUGUAGAUUGGAAUACGAUACUGAAAAGAGCUAUUGAAGGUCUUGAUGAUGCCAGUGGUUCCUCACUGAAGAACAUUGAAAGAUUCCUAAGGAACCAGGAUGACCUGUCAAACAUCAUCAGCAACCCAAUGUUCCAGCAACGGCUACGGCUAGCGGCUAAACGAGCGGUUAAUAAUGGAAGGUUAUUGAAGAAUGGACCACUUUACAGAAUGAACUAUGGAAGUGCAGAGGCAAGGGCAUCUUCCAGAUGUACAAGUGCUUCCCCAUUGCUCCUCACACGUGUUACACUUCUUCCACAUGAGAAAGACCAGCCUCGUGCCGACCCCAUCCCAAUAUGCAGUUUCUGUUUGGGUACGAAAGAGUCCAAUCGGGACAAGAGGCCGGAGGAGCUCCUAUCGUGUGCAGACUGUGGAAGCAGUGGUCAUCCGUCAUGUCUGAAGUUCUCUCCUGAGUUGACCGCCAAUGUAAAGGCAUUGCGAUGGCAGUGUAUUGAAUGCAAAACGUGUAGUUCCUGUCGAAUCCAGGGGAAAAAUGCUGAUGAAAUGCUUUUCUGCGAUUCUUGCGAUCGGGGGUUCCACAUGGAGUGCUGUGACCCACCACUAUCAAGAAUGCCAAAAGGAAUGUGGAUCUGCCAAGUCUGUAGGCCAAAGGACAAGGGAACAGGUCUGCUGCAUAAGAGAGCCGCCCAGAUCAAAAGAAGAUAUGCAAAGCCAAUAGGAAGACCCAAAAAUAAGCUAAAACAACAAACCAUGUCUGUAACCAGCGGAGACGGUUCCAUGGUAGCCCUGACGGGAAGGGGGUCACCUGGUAGGGGUCAAAAGAUUAUAGUCUGUACCACACCUUCAUCUGGUCAUGCUGCAUCUGUGAAGGCCGCAAGAAGCAGAUUGGCUGUUACAGACCCCUGUUGGGCGGGUGACACCACCAAAUUCACCACCACCACCUCCACCACCACCACCUCUUUCACGUCUACACCCACCUCCUCCAAACUUACUGUUAACAAGAAAACCAAAGGUCUCAUUGAUGGGCUUUCCAAAUUUUUCACACCGUCACCUGCCGGCCGCAGGUCGCGAGGCGAAAUGGUAGACCUCUCACAGCAGUGUCGACCAAGGAAACGGGGCCUUCAGAAACUAUCAUGCACUCCUCAUCCCAGCUCGGCGGCUACAGGUGCCACUCAAAAGCUAACCACCCCCCUCUGUCCACUCCUACCCCCGCCUCCAUUACCCGGACAGAGCCCCCCUUCACAGAAAUCCAACAAUUCCACCUCUGCUAACUCCCCUCAGAGCUCUUCCAGCCAGUCUAGCGUGCCCUCCCUUAGUAGCCUCUCCAAUAACAACCAGCUUAAGGGACUUUUUGAUGGACUCUCUCAUAUCUAUACCACUCAGGGACAAUCUCGGAAAAAGGGACUCCCUAGUUAUGCACCGCCUAAGCGCAUGCGUCGUAAGCCGGAUUUGUCUUCCACGUCCAAAUCUUGUCCCCAGCUCCACGGGAAGAAAGACAUUAAAAGUAGGUUAGCGUCCCACUCCUCCUCCUCCUCCUCGGGGUGGGGCAUUCCGAGAGGACGCCCCUUUAAGGCAGUGUGCCAUUUCAGACGCACGCCCUUCCUGAAAAAGCACAGGAUGCUAGGCAGGUUAAAAUAUAAAGCGACCCCUCAGAAGGGGACCCCCUCGCCAGGGAAGGGGGGCUUGGCAGACGGCAGAAGUAAACCUGAGCACGAUCAUGCAGACAGCGAAGGCACAAAACAUACAAAGAAGGACACUGCUGAUGGGACUGUGGCCGUUUCAAAGGAGCAUGUCACACAGGACGACCUGGAGAUGUUUAAGCGAGUGCAGGAGCUCUCCUUGCAGAAAACUGGAUGCAUAAACAAUGCAGAUUCUGGACGCUACCCUGCUAUCAUUGAAUUUGGGAAAUAUGAAAUACAUACCUGGUAUUCCUCGCCUUACCCACCUGAAUAUUCAAGAUUGCAAAAGCUUUAUCUCUGUGAGUUCUGUCUGAAGUACAUGAGAAGCAGGAAUAUUCUCCAGCGACAUUCGAAGAAGUGUGGAUGGUUUCACCCUCCGGCAAACGAGAUCUACAGAAAGGGUGACCUCUCGGUGUUUGAGGUUGAUGGAAAUGUCAGUAAAAUAUUCUGCCAAAACCUCUGCUUGCUAGCCAAGCUGUUUCUGGACCACAAGACUCUGUACUAUGAUGUUGAGCCUUUCCUCUUUUACAUCCUCACGAAAAACGAUGAAAAGGGCUGCCAUCUUGUAGGGUACUUUUCAAAGGAAAAGCUUUGCCAGCAGAAGUACAAUGUCUCCUGCAUAAUGAUUAUGCCUCAGUACCAAAGGCAAGGAUUUGGGAGGUUUCUUAUUGAUUUCAGUUAUCUACUCUCGAGGCAAGAAGGACAAGCUGGCUCCCCAGAGAAACCACUGUCAGAUCUGGGUCGCUUAUCCUACUUGGCAUAUUGGAAAAGUGUCAUACUGGAGUACCUUUAUAACCAUCCAGACAAACACAUCAGUAUUAAGGGAAUAAGCAGGGCCACUGGGAUGUGUCCGCACGACAUCGCCACCACUCUCCAGCAGCUGAACAUGAUUGACAGGCAGGAUGGCAGGUUUGUAAUAAUCAGACGAGACAAACUGAUUCAGAGGCACAUGGAGAGGCUGAAGUCCCACCCGCGCCUGAAUGAAGUGGACCCAGACUGCCUGCGCUGGUCUCCCGUCAUGGCUGUCAAUGCCGUGCUGUCUGAAGAGGAGCGGGAGGCGGAGAUGGAUGCUGAGCGCUUGAUGGAACAGUCCAGCUGUUGGGAGAAGGAAGAGAGGGAGGUCUUCAUGCUGACCCACAAUGGCCGACAGCCCCACACGAAGGUUCACUGCAAGAACCCGUACAGGAGGUCUCCGGACCGCCUCCCGACCGUCGCCGAGAGGGCUGCUCGGGAGAGAGAGGAGUACAGCGAGGAGGAGGACGACGAUAACUAUGACAGCUCGCCCCCUAUCCUGACGAAGGCCCAGUCCAUGCUCGGAGUCAAACGAAAGAGAACGCCGAUUUUGAGACGGAAGCGAGGCAGGAAGCGGAAAAGGAUCAACAGCAGCGUCACGACGGAGACCAUCUCCGAAACCACGGAGGUUCUGAACGAGCCCUUCGAGAACUCGGAGGACGAGAGGCCCAUGCCUCUCCUGGAGCGCACCUGCCGGAUGGACGAGACUGAGGAAGAGGAUGACGAGGACGAGGAAGAGGAGGACAAGCUCAGUAGGACAGCAGUGAAGCGGCGCCGUGGACGGCAGAGGGCUGUGAAAGGCUCAGAGAACGACAAUCAAAAACACAGAGAAACAGAGGAGGAAGAGAGAACCCAAGGUACCUGCGGACUUCUGAAGAAGGUGGACAAUCCUCGGCCUGUCAAGCGGAAGAAAGGCUGGCCCAAAGGAGUGAAGCGGGGCCCUCCCAAGUGGAGGCUGAAGAAGGAGCGGAAGAUGGGCUUCAAGCUCAACCUCUACACGCCGCCCGAGACGCCCCUGGAGGCCGACCACCAGAUCCAGGCGGAGGAGCCGAAGGAGGGCCAGGAAAAGGCCCCGGCCAUCACGGAGGAGGAGAGCGAGCCCGGCAAAGACAUGGAGCCCCUGGACACGGAGCUGGACAAGCUGCUGUCGGAAUCCCGCAGUCCUCCGCAGCUGCUUCCCAAGAAGCAGGACGAGUUCUUCGACAAGCUGGGCUCUCCGGAAGAGGCCUUCAGCCACGACGGGAGCCACGACGCGGAGGCCCCCGACCCCGCGGAGGAGGAAGACCGGGAGGGUAAGGGCGACGCGGGGGAGGAGGAGGACCGCAGCGCGGGGGCGGAGGAGCACGAGGACGAGGAGGAGGAGGAGGAGGAGCCGGUGCAUGUCGAGGACCACGACGCGGACGACGAAGACGACAGCCACGUCGACUCCACGGAGCUCGAGAAGCCGAAGGACGCGCCGGAGCCCUCCCAGGAGAAGCCCGAAUACCCGGAACCUUUUUUAGACCUGGACAGGCCGAACGGUCAGGAGCCGGGUCAGGAGGAUCUCUCUGCGGGCCAAGCCGGAGAGCUUCUCCCCGACAUCGACGAGGGCGAUCGGGGGAGCGCCGCUGAUCCGGGACACCCGGCCGAGUCCGAGUCCGACGAAGAGAACAAUCAUGGCCUUCACCAAAAGGAGAGGGAGCCCUUGAGCCCUGUGGUGAAAGAGGAUCAUCCCGUCUGUCCUGAGAUUGACACAGAGACCGUGCAGGCCGUUCAGUCCCUCACCCAGGAGAGCGAACAGGAGAGCAAUUUUCAGGACUGCGUGGAAACGCAAGAGGCCUGCCGGAGUCUACAGAGCUACGCGCACGUCGACCAAAGCCCCCAGAUGGCCCCCAUGGAUGACUGUCAGCAGUCGGAUCACAGCAGCCCCAUAUCGUCGGUUCACUCCCACCCCAGCCAGUCCGUGCGCUCAGUCAACAGCCCGGCCGUCUCCGUCCUGGAGAACAGCUACGCGCAGAUCAGCCCCGACCAGAGCGGCAUCUCGGUGCCGUCCCUGCAGAACAUGGAGACCAGCCCCAUGAUGGACGUCCCGUCCGUCUCGGACCACUCGCAGCAGGUGGUGGACAGCGGCUUCAGCGACCUGGGCAGCAUCGAGAGCACCACGGAGAACUACGAGAACCCCAGCAGCUACGACUCGACGCUGGGCGGGAGCAUCUGCGGGGCCGGCUCGUCCCAGAAUAGCUGCUCCUACAGCAACAUCUCCUCCAGCGGCCUCUCCCAGAGCAGCUGCGCGGUCACCCAGCAGAUGGCCAGCGUUAACGGGAGCUGCGGCAUGAUCCAGCAGAACAGCAUGAGCUCGCCGCAGAACUGCAGCGUCAAGUCGCCGCAGGGCUGCGUGGUGGAGCGGCCGCCCAGCAGCAGCCAGCACGGCCAGCAGCAGCAGCUGUCACAGUGCGGCAUGCCGGCGAACUUCGGCCCGCCCAUGCAGCUGGCCGACAUCCCCGAGUCCGGCAACCCCAACCUGGGCAUCUACGAGAGGAUGAGCCAGAGCGAUUACGGCGGCGGCCACUACUCGCAGCCGUCGGCGACGUUCAGCCUGGCCAAGCUGCAGCAGCUGACCAACACCCUCAUGGACCACCCGCUGCCUUUCAACCACUCGGCGUCGCAUCCCAUCACGUCCUAUGCAAACAGCGUCUCCCUGUCCUCGCAGCUCGGCAACUCCGGCCUGGUGUCCCUGCCGCAGUCCCCGCACGCGGUCCCCGGGGGCCCCCAGACGCAGGCCACGAUGACCCCGCCGCCGAACCUGACCCCCCCGCCGAUGAUGCUGCAGCGCAACAUGGCCGCCUCCAACAUGGGCAUCCCCCCCUCUCAGAGGCUCCAGACGCAGAUGGCCGCCAAGAACCACAUCUCCAUGAGGUCCAAGUCGGCGCCGCUGUCCCACCACCAACAGCAGAUGUACGGACGGGCCCCGCAGACCGUCCCCAUGCAGGCCCCGGCCAGGACGCUGGCCAUGCCGCGCAUGAACAUGGGCGUGAACCUCAUGCCCGCGCCGGCGUACAACGUCAACUCCAUGAACAUGAACAUGGCCCCUCUCAAUGCAAUGAACGGCUACAGGAUGACCCAGCCCAUGAUGAACAGCAGCUACCACGGGAACCACGCCUACAUGAACCAGUCCCCGCAGUACUCUAUGCAGAUGGGCAUGAUGGGAACGCAGCCAUACCCCCAGCAGCCCAUGCAGGCCCCUCCCCACGGCAACAUGAUGUACACUCCAGCAAGCCACCACGGCUACAUGAACACAGGCAUGUCCAAACAGUCCUUAAACGGACCUUUCAUGAGACGCUGAUCUCGCCUCCCUUAAUUCUAAACGUGCAUAUGAUCUGCA